UAGCUCAUUAUACUAUUAUAUAUAUUCUUCACCUCCCUAAGAGAGAAAUUUAAAAUUUUCUUAGUCUUAGUUUUGAUAUUCUUUAAUAUACAAAAUGAGUUUCUUCAAUACAUCACGACCAAUUUCCACCAUGAAUGAAGAUUUGGAGAACAAUGAAGAGACAUUACAACAAAACAUGUCAUCAAGUUCAUUGGUGAGAAAGAAAUCAGAUAUGGUUUUGGUCACAAAUAUUAAUGUUCGGUUCCAAAUAGUUAGAAGUUUCAUGAGUAAUAUGAAAGUGGUCAUCUUUGGCACUAAGCUUGUUGUGCUUUUUCCGGCUGUCCCUUUAGCGGUUGCUGCUGAUUUUUAUAACAUUGGAAGGCCUUGGAUUUUUACAUUGAGUCUGCUUGGACUUGCUCCCCUAGCUGAACGUGUUAGCUUCCUCACUGAGCAAAUUGCAUAUUUUACCGGCCCAACAGUUGGAGGACUUUUAAAUGCAACUUGUGGUAAUGCAACCGAGAUGAUCAUAGCAAUAUUAGCACUUCAUCAGAACAAAAUACAUGUUGUGAAGUUGUCCUUGCUGGGUUCCAUUCUCUCAAACCUUCUUUUGGUUCUAGGCAGCUCACUCCUUUGUGGUGGCUUAGCAAAUCUUAAGAGGGAGCAAAGAUAUGACAGAAAACAAGCAGAUAUAAAUUCAUUGCUUUUGUUGCUUGGUUUGCUGUGCCAUUUGCUGCCAUUAAUGUUCAAAUAUGCCUUGGCUGGUGGAAAUCAUUCUAUUGCCAAUGCUACUCUUCAAUUGUCAAGAGCAAGCAGCAUUGUUAUGCUUCUAGCAUAUGUUUCAUAUAUCUUCUUCCAAUUGAAAACUCAUCGAAAAUUAUUUGAGGCACAAGAGAAAGAAGAAGAAGAUGAUGAAGAUGAAGAGAAAGCAGUGAUAGGAUUUUGGAGUGCAUUUACUUGGUUGGUGGGUAUGACACUUGUCAUAUCUGUGCUUUCUGAAUAUGUUGUGGGAACCAUUGAGGCUGCUUCAGAUUCUUGGGGAAUUUCUGUUAGCUUCAUUAGCAUAAUUUUGCUACCAAUUGUUGGGAACGCUGCUGAACAUGCUGGUUCGAUCAUAUUUGCUUUCAAGAACAAGUUGGACAUAUCCUUAGGUGUUGCUAUGGGAUCUGCAACUCAAAUUUCUAUGUUUGUGGUUCCAUUAAGUGUGGUUGUUGCAUGGAUAAUGGGUAUAAGAAUGGAUCUGGACUUCAAUCUUCUUGAAACUGGAUGUCUUGCUUUUGCAGUCAUUGUUACAGCCUUCACUUUACAGGAUGGAACAUCACACUAUAUGAAAGGAGUAGUUCUUUGUCUAUGUUACAUUGUCAUUUCUGCAUGUUUUUUCGUUCUCAAAGCUCCACAAAUCAACCAAUAUGGUAUGGUCAAUUUAGGAGCUAAACCAUCCUUUGAUGCCAUCGCCAUUUGAAUGAUUUUGUUUCUGUGUGAUGAGAAUCAGAAAAACAAUCUGACCCUACGGAUGACUGAAAUUCUUCCCUCAACAUACGAAGUUGGAUUCUAUAGGUGGAACUUGUGUGCCUUUGAAACUGAGGUUGUGAGAUCAAACAUAAGUUCCAAGUUAGAUAUUUCAAAGCUUGUAUUCUUUCUUGGUGAUAAUAAGGCUUAACAAUGACAUUUUGGUUAUGGCGCAAAUAUAUGUGACUUUCCUUUAUUUACUUCUCCACUCUAUAGGUAUAAUUCAUGUAUAUCCACUUUCAUGUACAAGUGUUUAACAAUAUAUGUAUUCUCUAUUGUGUCGGAUUUAAAAUAAUAUAAAAGACUAAGAAUUAUGGAAGAAA
Messenger RNA from Cicer arietinum (chickpea), 1808 nucleotides. Its product is annotated as vacuolar cation/proton exchanger 3-like. The record is from RefSeq and is a predicted model, not a curated record. Gene Ontology annotation, molecular function: calcium:proton antiporter activity. NCBI's taxonomy places the organism in Eukaryota, Viridiplantae, Streptophyta, Magnoliopsida, Fabales, Fabaceae. Gene Ontology annotation, cellular component: plant-type vacuole membrane. Gene Ontology annotation, biological process: intracellular calcium ion homeostasis; calcium ion transmembrane transport.